AUGUCUGAGCGAAUUUUCAAUGAAAAUAAUGAUCAUUCACCCCAGAAUGCGGCUGAUGAACCCUUACCUGAGCAAGAAGUGAAAGAAUUUCUUUGUCGUUACUGUGACAGGAAGUUCUCCACUCCUCGGUCACUUGGAGGACACCAAAAUGCUCAUAAGUGUGAGCGUCUCGUCGAAAAAAUGGAAGAAGAAAGGAGAAAGCUGGAGAAAAUGAAUUCGACCAUAGGGAUUACACAUAGUAAUCAACCAUACCCUUAUCCAUUUUCAAGCCACAUUCACGAUCAUGGGUAUUCAUAUUUAUGUGGUGCUAACUUGCACAUGAACAAUACAAUGCCUUCUUGGGCUAAUACUUUGGGAUUUGGGCUUUUGUCUCAAGCUAAUCAAACCUCUUCAAUUGUUGUCUUGUACCGAUCCAAUUGGAGAAGACCCAAUUCAAGAAAAUUCUGA
Trifolium pratense (red clover) is the source of this 447-nucleotide messenger RNA. Its product is annotated as zinc finger protein 5-like. The transcript has a single exon. The record is from RefSeq and is a predicted model, not a curated record. The coding region runs from base 1 to 447 and encodes 148 amino acids. Lineage: Eukaryota; Viridiplantae; Streptophyta; Magnoliopsida; Fabales; Fabaceae. Gene Ontology annotation, biological process: negative regulation of abscisic acid-activated signaling pathway.